CAUCCGGACUCGGGCGGUUCUGUAGCGGAGUGCUGGAGGGGAAAGCGCGCGAGGCAAGACGUAUGGUUGUCUCCGUCGGUUCUGAGGGAUAACCGUGAGGCUGGAGAGGCUAGCCCGGAGGCGAGGCUCCCUGGUGACUCUCGAAGACCGUCAGUACGGCGUGGAAACCAACACUGACGGCCUGCAACACUGACAGGUCCAGACGCCAGCACAGGGACCGACGUGCGCAGAGAACACGUACUGCCGACUACUCUCUUGUUUGAAGCUGCCACUCACGGCGAGGGAACCGUACUUUGGGCAGGUCUAUAAUGUAGUGACGUCUUAUUCACGGGAAUAAUCAGAGUGAUUGCGGUGCCACAAAGGAAAGGAGCGAAAGAGACUGAUUCGUAAGGAACGCCUCGCCUGCUCCGGCGCCUCAAGAUUUGGAGCAGACGUGUGAUACCUGACGGCUGGGACGUCCAGUGUCAGUUGCCAUCUUCCUAAUUCGAUAAACCAGUGAGCGACAUCUUUGAACCAUGGCCAGUUUUCAACCGUUCUUCCUGUGGAUAUUGGCUUUGUAUGUGGCAGGCUGUGCUGGGCAGACACAGGUCGACUUAAAGCUCCCUGACACAGUGAACGCCGUGGACGGAGACGCGGCAACCCUCCCGGUAACCUUCAACACACAGCGGAGGAUCAUGUCCAUAAUGUGGGAAAAGUUUGAUAAAAGGGAUGUCAGGAGACGAACAUUAGUCUAUUCGUACUACCCGCCACUUAACACCAGAGAACCGCAGAGAGACUACGCCGGCAGAGCGAGCCUCGUGGAUCAGGCUUCUCUCAAGUUAAACCCAACCGUCUCAGGGGAUGACGGGACCUACGUCAUCACCAUCAUGGUGGAAGGCAUCGGGAAAGAGGAAGGUUUUGUCAAACUCUCCAUCCUGGUCCCCCCAACAGUGCAGGUCGGUCCUUCUGACCCCUACGUGGUCACGUGGGGUCGAGCCGCCACCCUGUCAUGCGCAGUACUGAGCGCCAAGCCCAACAUCACAGCGCUCCACUGGGAGAAAGAUGGCGAGAUCAUUGUCAGCUCCAGACUCGGGAAGAAAUACUCCGGAGGAACCGUUCAGACGCCAUCUUUGUUGGUGCGGAACGUCAACAGAGAGGAUGCUGGGAUGUACACGUGCGUGGUGGAUCACGUGGUGCAAAGAGUCACUGCGAGUCUUCUGGUGAAAGUACUUUAUCCAGCUACUAUCAUCAGUAUUUCCGACUCUAUUUCUGCGGAAGAGGAAGACACGGUCACCCUGCAAUGUGUGGCGGACGGCAACCCUGCUCCCAACAUCACGUGGUCUAUCGACGGGCGGCCCUUACCCACGCAGCAAAGCAAGAUCUCGCGAGACAUGACGGUAGGAUCGGCCGUGCUGGAUAAGGUGUUUCUGAACGACAGUGGGAACUACAUGUGUACAACAACCAACGGGGUGGGAGAGUCCAGAUCCAAGUCACUCAGGCUCACUGUGUCACUUCCCUACCAGGGUAUGAGAAUGACGCCGUCCACCAUCGCGUUGAUCGUGGGUGUGUCAGCGGGCGGUCUGUGGCUCAUCGUCUGCAUCACUCUGGCCGCGUACUUCCUGCGCAGACGACACCGCCAGAGGGAGAAGAAGAAGUUCUCCCUGUACUACAGCGCCGGGAGGAGAGACAUGACGGAGGAAGGGAAGGACGCCACAGACGGGGACAAGGAACCACCGCCAUAUUCCGCAUUGUCUGCCAAGCUGUCUGUGAGGGGCUCUACACGCAGUGGAAUCAACACCAUGCGGAAGUCGCUGGCAAAGAAAGACAGAAGAUACGCAUGCGUGCUGUACUCCUACCAUCCGCGAGAGGACAAUGAGUUGCCUCUGGAGCCUGAUGACGUCAUCGAGGUGCUGGAGGGGGAAGAUGGCGGCUGGUGCCUGGGUUACCUGAGGGGCAGGAUAGGCCUGUUCCCCUCCAACUACGUCAAGUUUGUGUCAAGCAACGAAGUUGCUGCAAUGAAGUCCAGAAAGGCCCUGGAGACCCUGGAGUUGUCCGACGCCCCCGGCUCUAAGCGAAGCAUAUGAGAAACGCGCGAGGAAUUCGGUUACUUCCGCUCAUCACUGGUACACACGCCGCUGGGGAGUGCACUGACAAGUUAUAAUUGUUUCCUGUGACUAACGUUAUGACUUUUACGUCGUACCAAGAACAUGACAGUUAUUAUCUGAGAACGAUGUGGAAAAUCAACAUCUCAUGUGUAUAUUUGAACACUAACAUUCAUGGAGAACAUAGAAAACACAUGACAACUGCUUUGUGUACAUGUGGCCAGACAAGGCCUGGGAGGCUUCAACAAUGGCAAUAUGGGUGGAAAGGACAAAAGGAAAAAUUGUGGAUUGAGUUUGCUGAACGUUACGAUACACAAACUUGUCGAUUUCUCCAGUGUCUAAUGUGCACGCUUAGGAAACAGUUUGAGUUGUAUACUGUACAUGCCGUUUGACCCAGGCAUAUUGUACCUGUACAAUGUAUGUUCUAUGUGUAAAGGAUCCUUUGUCAAUGACCUAAUGCUGUUGAUGUAUAUAUAUUACAUGUUCAAGACACAACAUACAUGGCAUUGUAUCAUAGUUAUCGAUAGUGCCCUGGACUGCUCUAUAUUGUCGAUUCCUGUGAGGUGGUACUACAAUAUUCUUUGCAAAGAAGUACUGAUCAACAUCAAACAAAACCUGAAUGACUCCAAGCUUUUAAGAUGAAAUCGUCGUAAAUGUGGCGUCAGUAUUUUGCUAACAUCGUGUAAUCUGGUGCACAGUGCCUGCGUCAGUGUACAGAUAUGUACCCCAACUGACACAAGUGGCUGACUUAAAGUACCGUGUUUAAAAGUGCACAGUGUCUGCAUGGAGGUAGUUUUUCUACCUCCAUGGUGUCUGUAUGUUUCCAAGACUUUGCUUCCACACCACCAAGCGGAAUCUGUUGGUAGUUCAACUCUAGACAUUGAUCUUGAGUGUACUGGACUUUGGGGGCAUCUAGCGGAACUAAGAAGAGACGCAACGGCGUGAAGAGUUCCAACGUGGUCGUUUUGUCUGUACUGUUGUA
Branchiostoma belcheri (Belcher's lancelet) is the source of this 3063-nucleotide messenger RNA. RefSeq names its product hemicentin-1-like. Gene Ontology annotation, molecular function: cell adhesion molecule binding. Lineage: Eukaryota; Metazoa; Chordata; Leptocardii; Amphioxiformes; Branchiostomatidae. The record is from RefSeq and is a predicted model, not a curated record. Gene Ontology annotation, cellular component: cell-cell junction. Gene Ontology annotation, biological process: cell-cell adhesion. The transcript is spliced from 8 exons. The coding region runs from base 516 to 2063 and encodes 515 amino acids.